Messenger RNA from Gambusia affinis (western mosquitofish), 3732 nucleotides. Its product is annotated as ceramide transfer protein-like. NCBI's taxonomy places the organism in Eukaryota, Metazoa, Chordata, Actinopteri, Cyprinodontiformes, Poeciliidae. The coding region runs from base 320 to 2113 and encodes 597 amino acids. Gene Ontology annotation, cellular component: Golgi apparatus. The record is from RefSeq and is a predicted model, not a curated record. Gene Ontology annotation, molecular function: phosphatidylinositol-4-phosphate binding. Gene Ontology annotation, biological process: ER to Golgi ceramide transport. The transcript is spliced from 18 exons.
CACAGUAAAGCGUGGCCGCGGCUCCUCCCCCAACAGAGCUAGUCAGAGCUUCGCUACUGCUAACUGAACUGCGGACUACAGCAGGGAGGCUGUUCUUUGGCUCCUUACUAGUAGGUGGAAGUUGCAGUGUUGCACUAACACGAAGGCCUUUUUUGAGCAUAUUGUCGACUACUGCUGCCAUACCUAAGGAUUAUAAUUUGAAGAAACUGCGAGUUUGGCCGUGAAGCUGUUAAACUGAUAGCUAAUCAAGCCUCUAACCUUGGGCUGCGGUGUUCUGUCGAUAAAAUCAGAGACGGGCUUUCUUGAAACUUGGAAAUCAAUGUCCGAGAAGAGUUCAUCGUCCGGUUCGGAUGAGGACGUGGACCCAGAAUCCGGGCAGCCUGUGGAGUUCGGAGGAGUUUUAAGCAAAUGGACGAAUUAUAUACACGGAUGGCAGGACCGAUGGGUUGUGCUAAAAAACAACACACUGAGUUACUACAAGUCGGAGGAUGAACGGGAGUACGGCUGCAGAGGUUCCCUGUGCCUCAGCAAGGCUGUCAUCACACCUCACGAGUUUGACGAGUGCCGUUUUGACAUCAGCGUGAAUGACAGCGUUUGGUACCUCAGAGCAGAGGAUCCUGAGCACAGGCAGGAGUGGAUCGAGUCCAUAGAGCUGCAUAAGGCUGAGUCUGGAUACGGUUCAGAAACGAGUCUGAGGCGUCAUGGUUCCAUGUUGUCUCUCACUUCAGCUGCUAGUGCCUUGUCUUCCACUUCCACAUCCUCCUUCAAGAAGGGCCACAGGCUCCGCGAGAAGCUUGCAGAAAUGGAAACUUUCCGGGACAUUCUGUGCCGACAGGUGGACACUCUUCAAAAGUAUUUUGACUCCUGUGGUGAUGCGGUUUCCAAAGAUGAAUUUCAGAGAGACAGAGUUGUGGAGGAAGAUGAAGAUGAAUUUCUGACCACUACAAGACCCGAAGGUGAACACAAUCACAACAACAACGGCAGCAAAGAGAAAUUGUUUUCUCCGGCCAGUCCCAAAGUUAUUAACGGGAUUGACUUCAAGGGAGAAGCCAUCACCUUUAAAGCCACCACUGCUGGCAUCCUGUCCACUUUGUCUCACUGCAUCGAGCUGAUGGUCAAACGAGAAGACAGCUGGCAGAAGAGACUCGACAAGGAGUUGGAGAAGAGGAGGAGGGUAGAAGAUGCCUACAGAUGUGCAAUGAACGAACUGAAGAAAAAGUCCCACUAUGGAGGCCCAGACUAUGAGGAGGGGCCCAACAGUUUGAUCAAUGAGGAUGAAUUUUUUGACGCGGUGGAAGCCGAGCUGGACCGACAGGAUAAAAUCGAAGAACAGUGCCAGUCGGAGAAAGUCAGGACACCGCGACCGCCUCUGGUUUCUCCUGCUGAUGUCUUUUCCGCCAUCAGUACACACCGAUUUGCAGACAAGGUGGAGGACAUGGUGCAGAAUCAUAUGACUUAUUCUCUUCAGGACGUGGGUGGAGAUGCCAACUGGCAGCUGGUAAUAGAAGAAGGAGAGAUGAAGGUUUACAGGAGAGAAGUGGAGGAGAACGGCAUCGUCCUGGAUCCUCUUAAAGCGACUCACGCUGUCAAAGGCGUAACGGGACACGAGGUCUGCCACUACUUCUGGGACACAGACGUUCGAAAUGACUGGGAAACCACCAUUGACAAUUUCAACGUUGUGGAAACACUGUCCGAUAAUGCCAUCAUUGUUUACCAAACGCACAAGAGAGUGUGGCCCGCCUCUCAGAGGGACAUUCUCUAUCUGUCGGCCAUCAGGAAGAUUCUGGCGACAAACGAAAACGAUCCUGACACAUGGCUGGUGUGCAACUUCUCUGUCGACCAUGACAAGGCUCCACCCACAAACCGGUGUGUUCGUGCCAAAAUCAAUGUGGCCAUGAUCUGCCAAACGCUGGUCAGCCCACCAGAGGGCGACAAAGAGAUAAGCAGAGACAACAUCCUCUGUAAGAUCACAUAUGUUGCCAAUGUAAACCCUGGAGGCUGGGCUCCUGCUUCAGUCCUGAGAGCCGUCGCCAAGAGAGAGUAUCCCAAGUUCCUCAAACGUUUCACCUCCUACGUUCAGGAAAAAACAGCUGGGAACCCCAUCCUCUUCUGAACACUAAGAGGGAUGAUGCCCUUCAUUCAACACGCUGUCAGAAACCACAUGGCCCACUCGCCUUUCAUUGACACAAAUCUCCAGCAGGACUGCAUACGAUCAGGACGUCCCCGAAGAUGAGCGAGCCUUUAACGCCUCAGUAGUUUCCACCCCAGCUGCAUCUCACUGGCUGCCUCCAUCUCGUGGCCAUGAAAGUGCAUUAAUAGUCAGUUCAAGAGUUUUUGAAGAAGUCUUUGAAAUGUUAUUGAUUUGUUGUUGUUUUUUUCUCCUCUUCUUUCUUUUGUAAAUUGUUUUGUACAUUUCUUAUGAUUACCUACUUCUGGACUUUUUUGGGUGUACUUUAAUCACUAGUAUUAUAGAUACUUUUUUUUUUGCUGCUGCUAAAGUAAACUACCACAAGAGAGGAGCAGCUGCCCACUGUUUCCGCCUUUCUUGCCUUGGCCUGCCCUUCUUGUGACGACUCUUUACUGUUCGAUGGGGGGGUCAGAGCUCACAGCUUUGAAAUCUUUAUAUUUCUAGAUUGUUCUAAGCUAGUUUUUCGGAGAGCACAUAGACACAAUGUAUUGUACAGAGAGUAACUUUUCAGUUAGUUUACCAACAUGACAAAUGUGAAUCGACUGUUAAACGCUUGAAUCUGAUGUCAGCAAUUAGCUGGGGCAGUGGGGAUUGAGAGACUUUGCUUAUUAACUCUUCUUGGAUUUGUUAGUUGUUGUUGUUUUUUUUAUAUAAAUGCUAAACUGAUAAUAUGGCCAACUGUGGUCUGAAGAUGCUAAGUUGCGAUCAUCAUUUGUCUGUAACCUCCAGCUCAGUGUUUCAGGUGGACAUUUGCAUAUGGUCAGCCUCGGUGUGCGAUGGGAGGAUUCCUCUCCUUCGUUGAGAGAUAAUCAGAUCCACUUUUACACACCAGUUGUUUUGUUUUGGGGUUUUUUCUAAAUUGUUUGCUAGGCACUGAAAGCCAUCUCCACGUGUCGAGUUUGAAAACGAGAUAUGCCUUUUGUGCAACAGAAGUGGGAUUAUUAACGGAUGGGAAGUAUAUCAUUCACAUCUUCAGCUCUCGGUUGUGGAGAAUUUACAUUUCACACACCACACUGCGGUGCAGCGGCAUCCUGCUAUUUGACUGAUAAAUGAACCACCCCCAGAAUGCCUUAGACACCAGGGUGACCCUUAAGACGUUCUAGAUUUCUCUACAGCCACCAGACGUGCAUUUAUCAACUCUGCAUUGGAACUGGGGGGGGGGAGUGAUGUGAUGGGUCGACAUUUCACGUCAUUGUACCUCAUGACUUUUAGAUUGUGUUUAACGCCUGCAAGCGUUGGGAGAUUUUCAAUCAGCUGGGAAAUUUGCCCGCAGAUUUAAUAAUCUUGGAGCUCAGAGGUUUGGAACGGUUCUGGAUUAUUGUUUUUGCUGACAACACAAGAUAGAUUAACAUGUUAUAUCAUCUGAAGAAUACAGUUAGUGUUUUUAAUUGUAUUUUGUCAGCAAUCUACAGACUUUGUAUAUUUCUAAGUUGUACAUCUGAAGUGUUAUUAUUUGCACUAAGUGUAUUUGCAUUUGACAAUGUUCUGUAAAGUAAAAUUAUUACACAAGAGCUGAAUAAAAGUGUACUGUUUAUGGAAAGUAA